AAGCGUCGGCAGUUUGUUUACAAGGAAACAAUGGCGUCGACGCCUUCGAGAACCCUUUUGCUUUCAAAAAUGGAAGGCGACCUUGGACCUUUGGGGCUGGCACAGCCCUGUACUGAUCUCCCAGAUAUUGCUCAGUUUCUGAGUAUUUAUAUGUCGGAAGAAGAUAGUCUUGCACUACAGGAGGGGAAGCAAGUCACUUCUGGCGGUCAGGUGAUGCAACAUAGUGUCUUCAGUGUUGGAGAGACAGUUCCAUCGCCUACAAGGGACAGUGAUUUCAGUAUUAUGUCCCUUGUAUCUCACAACCCAAAUAGUCAAAUGACUGAACCCCAGGUGUUUAAGGCCUACCCAAUGGCAGCCCCUUUGGCACAAGUUUCAAAUCGUGCUCCAGUGCCACCCAAGCCUCAGAUACCUGCGAAACCCCAAGAGCAAGGACAGGGAAAGCGUCACGUUUGUGAGAUCUGCACUAAAUCCUUUUCUCGAUCUGAUAAGCUAACAUUACAUAGACGCACCCAUACUGGAGAAAAGCCAUAUGCCUGCUUUUGUGGGAAAAGAUUUGCAAGAAGUGAUCAUUUAAAAAUACAUGCCCUUAAGCAUAAAAUUAACCCAGAGGUUCGUCGUGCAAUGCUGCUUGAAGCCAAAAAUAACAAGCACUUUAGUCCAAUUAAAAAUUUAGAAGAUUUUGACAUAAAAAAGGAGACAGUAGAAGCAUCUCUGCAAGUGAAAACUGAAGUAAACUUGGCCAUUAAACAAGAAAUUGGGGAAGGAACAGAUCAGGUUAAUAUACCUGUGUAUGAUGACCCAAAUAAACAGGAGUGUAAUGUUUGCCAAAAAGUUUUUGGAUCCAUUUACAAACUUUCUCGACAUUUGCGAACACACACAGGAGAGAAGCCAUAUGUCUGUUUUUGUGGUGACAGAUUUAGUCGCUCAGAUGUCCUUCGCAUUCAUCAAAAAUCUAAACAUAUUCCUUAUAGUACAGAGGGCUAUGAUCAGCAUACAGGUCAAGCAAUGGCCCAAGUGGCACCAAUAACACCAAAGCCCAAGGUCAAGAAGACCCCAAAGGUUAUGAAGUCUGAUGGGAUAUAUACAUGUGAAUAUUGUGCUAAGGAGUUUAAAGCUGGAUAUAAGCUCACAGUUCACUUAAGAUAUCAUACAGGAGAAAAGCCUUAUGUGUGUGACUUCUGUGGGAAGGCUUUUGCACGCAGAGACCAUAUGAAAAAGCACAGAAAAUCUUAUUAUACAGGUUUUGGAACAGCAUUCAAUACUGGAACCCUAGCUGUUUUACAUGUUGAACCACAUAAACUCCUCUCAAUUUGUCAGCAAUUUUCUGUGCACUAG
Messenger RNA from Penaeus indicus, 1335 nucleotides. RefSeq names its product transcriptional repressor RHIT-like. The coding region runs from base 31 to 1335 and encodes 434 amino acids. The record is from RefSeq and is a predicted model, not a curated record. Gene Ontology annotation, molecular function: DNA-binding transcription factor activity; RNA polymerase II cis-regulatory region sequence-specific DNA binding. NCBI's taxonomy places the organism in Eukaryota, Metazoa, Arthropoda, Malacostraca, Decapoda, Penaeidae. The transcript is spliced from 4 exons. Gene Ontology annotation, biological process: regulation of transcription by RNA polymerase II.